Messenger RNA from Ustilago hordei, 1908 nucleotides. Its product is annotated as putative HTS1 - histidine--tRNA ligase, mitochondrial. The coding region runs from base 1 to 1908 and encodes 635 amino acids. NCBI's taxonomy places the organism in Eukaryota, Fungi, Basidiomycota, Ustilaginomycetes, Ustilaginales, Ustilaginaceae. Gene Ontology annotation, cellular component: mitochondrion. Gene Ontology annotation, biological process: mitochondrial translation; tRNA aminoacylation for protein translation. The transcript has a single exon. The record is from RefSeq and is a predicted model, not a curated record. Gene Ontology annotation, molecular function: ATP binding; aminoacyl-tRNA ligase activity.
AUGUCCCUCUUGCGGCCUUUCGUCCGUACAGCCUUCUCGCUACACUCUUUUGCAUCAAGACCCGCUCCAAUUUUCGCGCAAAAGCGCUGCUUCACCAACCAGCAAGUGCCUCCCGAGCAACUUCUCAAAUACCUACGAUCCGGUUCAGCCAUGUCUUCCACCGACACCAACGCCGAUCAGAAGAUCGCCUCCCUCCAAGCCGCUCGCACUGAACAAGAUGCCAAGGUGCAAGAGCUCCGCGCUGCCAACGCCGAGCAGUCUACCCUUAAGGCUGAAAUCGGCAAGCUUAAAAAGCUCCAACAUCAACUCGCCCAACUCGGCAUUGGCGGCUCUUCCAAAGCUGGCUCCUCCAAGCAGGAGGUCAAGUUCACCCUGAAAACCCCCAAGGGAACUCGCGAUUGGGAACCUCUCGCCAUGUCUCUGCGCAAACGAAUCUUCAGCACGAUCGAACAAGUCUUCUCUGCCCAUGGUGCAGUUACAAUCGACACACCCGUUUUUGAGCUCAAAGAGAUUCUAUCUGGAAAAUACGGCGAGGAUUCUAAGCUCAUCUACGACCUUCAGGAUCAAGGUGGUGAACUUUGUUCCUUGCGAUACGAUCUUACCGUCCCUUUUGCGAGGUUUGUUGCGAUGAACCCAAGCGAACACGGUAACAUUAAGCGAUACCACAUUGCUAAAGUCUACCGUCGCGAUCAACCCGCUAUGUCGAAGGGCAGAUUUAGGGAGUUUUAUCAGUGCGAUAUUGAUAUUGCCGGUGUUUAUGAUCCCAUGCUUCCCGAUUCGGAAGUGCUUUGCAUCCUUGUAGAAGCACUGGAUGCUUUGGGUAUCGAGGGUUUCACUGUCAAAAUCAACCACAGGAAGAUCUUGGAUGGUAUCUUUGACAUCUGCGGUGUUCCCGCCGAUAAGAUCCGUACGAUCAGUAGCGCUGUUGAUAAGUUGGACAAAUCUCCUUGGGCCGAGGUGAAGCGCGAGAUGACCGUGGAUAAGGGUCUCGCAGAGGAUGUUGCGGACAAGAUCGGAGAGUAUGUCAAGUUGAAAGGUGGAAAGGAUUUAUUGGAGAAACUGAAGCAGGAUGAAGUUAUGAUGGCACACAAGGUUGCUUCGCAGGGUGUUAGGGAUAUGGAGCUGUUGUUCGACUAUUUGGACGUCUAUGGGAUUGCGGAUAGGAUGAGUUUCGAUUUGAGUUUGGCAAGAGGACUGGAUUACUACACGGGCUUGAUUUAUGAGGCCGUGACUGCAGCUAGUGCUCCUCCUGGCUUCAACCGCUCUGACUCUGCCGCUGCUGCGGGUGGUGAAGAGAAGAAGAAGCCUAAGAGCAAGAAGAAAGGUGCUGAUGGAGAAGAAGAGGUUGAUGAAUCCACCGUCGGUGUGGGAUCGAUUGCUGCUGGAGGACGUUACGACAACUUGGUUGGUAUGUUCUCUGGUUCCAAGAAAGCCGAUGCAGUCCCUUGUGUUGGUGUAUCCAUCGGAGUCGAGCGAGUGUUCGCAAUCAUGAUGCAGCGUCUUAAGGAGAAGGAAGCUAAGGGUGAACGUACUUCUGUUCGAUCUAAGGAGGUUGAUGUUUACCUCAUGUCCGUUGGAGAAGGGUUGUUGAAAGAGCGUAUGCAGGUGACAAAGAUGCUCUGGGAUGCAGGGAUCAAGGCCGAAUUCAUGCACAAGGCUAAGCCCAAGUUGCCUGCUCAAUUUGGUGUGGUUGACAAGGAGGGUAUUCCUUUCGCUGUGAUUCUUGCACCGAACGAGUGGAACGGAGAGACAAGAAAGGUCAGGGUCAAGCAGCAGAAGGGUAAGGAUAGCGAUGAGGGUCAGGGUCAGGGUGAGCUCGUAGACCUUAAGCAGUUGAUCGAGUACUUGAAGGGAUUGGGCGCCGGUCAGGGCGUUACUCCGUUGGCUGAACGCAAGAGCAUUAUCUAG